AUGUUCGAUAAGGAUGGGAAACCGCGGCGGGGGAGCGCGCCGAGGCGGGGACACACGCUGCCGGGGAUGAGCGACGCGCUCGGGGAGCUGCGCGGAGUUUUGCAAAAGGUGGGCGUGAAGAGCGCGGCGGCGGCGGCGGAGGCGGCGGACGAUCCGACGAGCUCGGGCGCGGAGGCGGAUGGCGAGGCGAGCGAGGUGGAGAGCGAGCGACGCGCGGUGCGCGAACCCGUGGUCGCGGCGCCGCCGCCGGCGAAGGCGGAAAAACCGCAGUGGAUGGUUGAGUUGGCGGCGAAGAACGCGGCGAAGCGCGCCGCGCAAAACUCGAGCGACGCGCGAUAG
This is a messenger RNA of Ostreococcus lucimarinus CCE9901, 339 nucleotides long. RefSeq lists its product with no specific name. Bases 1 to 339 code for a protein of 112 amino acids. Lineage: Eukaryota; Viridiplantae; Chlorophyta; Mamiellophyceae; Mamiellales; Bathycoccaceae. The transcript has a single exon. The record is from RefSeq and is a predicted model, not a curated record.